Molecule: messenger RNA, 1152 nt
Organism: Laccaria bicolor S238N-H82
Lineage: Eukaryota; Fungi; Basidiomycota; Agaricomycetes; Agaricales; Hydnangiaceae
Exons: 11
Coding region: 1-1152 (383 amino acids)
Source: RefSeq, a predicted model, not a curated record
AUGCCUACCGCAUUCCUUGGUUGUCGCGCCGCCGUUCAAGCGUUCGAAGUCGGUUUUGACCUCUUCUCGUGUUCCCGCCUCAACCGCACGACCCGAGUGCACCAGUUGAUUUCACGGAUUUCUCCGCGCGAUGCCUUGAAAAACUGUCGGCGUGAAUCCCUCAACCUGCCCAUAUCAUUACGAGAGGAUGAGCUACAAACCAGCAAAACAGUCUACAGCAACUCAGGGGAAACAGUGGACCCCAUUUUUAAUGGGAAACUUCCCGACACUCCAGCACAGCUAAUUGUUGACCUGUUUAUCUCGAGACAGGAGGAGUGUUGUAUGGAGGUGACAGAGAAGGCAACAGCGGAUGCGAGAGAGGAAUAUGGCUUACCGAACAGCGAUGACUACAAGAUAGCAAAGAAGAAGUUACCGAAGGAAAUGGAAAAGCGGCCACUGGCACGGCCGCAAACAGUCACCAGUACAGGGCGGCCCAAUGUUGCCGCCAUCACAUCAAGCCCUGAGUCGCACAACCCGAGUGCACCAGUUGAUUUCACGGAUUUCUCCGGUGAAACACCCUUGUUAGCAUUGUUUUCAGACAUCCUCGCUCGUCCUGGUGGUCCUACGCCACACGAGUCUCGUUUACUGGCGUCCGUUUACAAUGCUGCCCAAUGCGUUGAAGAACGCAACCGAAGUACUGCCUGGGAGGAAUGGCUGCAAGAACCAUUGGAUGGUCAUGCGCUUUAUAGCCCCGGCGAAUGCCUAGACUCCAGCUUUACCACGGGUGAGUCCACGAAGGCAAAAUUGAAGCAACGUGAACAUGCUCAAAAGAAUCGGGGACCUGGACACGACGAGAUGAACACUGAGGAGGAGGAGGCUGAUGACGAAAGGAUAAUGAAGGAAGCCGAUGAACAGGAUGACCGUCGUCGAAUCAAGAGCAAAAAGGCUUCGAAGAAAGUUUCACCACCAGGUGACGUAUCCAGGGAGGGGGAGGCAAUGACGAGUUGGGCGAGGCAGGCACGGAGUUUACGCGGAUUCUACGUCGUUUGGUGGCAAGUGGUGCAACCGAAAGUCCCCAUGCACGCCCUGUUGCUACUGCAAAGGCACUGGGAAAGAAACGCGCCGAUCCCGCUGGCGAAGAAAAGCGAGGCCGUUACUCAGCUCACGAGUUAG